AUGGCGCCAUUCGGAAAGAUCUUUACCAAGGAGCUUAACCCCCGCUCUACCGCGAUCCUCGCGGUUGCGAAGGCCAAUGGGUUGGACCUAGACAUCGUCGAGGCCGACACAGUUAACCCGUCUCCUGAGUUCCUCAAGGCGAACCCCCUUGCCAAGAUCCCUACCUUCGUUGGCAGCGAUGGCUACACCUUGACUGAGUCUAUGGCCAUUGCCAUCUACAUCACCUCUCAGAACGAGAAGACCACCCUCCUUGGCAAGACUAAGCAAGACUACGCUUCCAUUCUGAAGUGGACGUCAUACUUCAACACUGAGGUCCUUCCCAAGCUUGCUGGCUGGUACCGCCCUCUUUUGGGCUUUGAGCCAUACAACAAGAAGGGUGUUGAAGAUGCCGCCAAGAACUCGGAGAAGGUCAUCUCCGUUGUCGAAGAGCACCUUCUUCACAACACCUACCUUGUUGGCGAGCGCAUCACUCUUGCUGAUCUGUUCGCUGCUGGUAUCAUCUCGCGCGGCUUCCAGUACUUCUUCGAUAAGAAGUGGCGCUCUGAGCACCCCAACGUCGCUCGAUGGUACGAGACUGUCUACAAUCAGCCCAUCUACGCCGAUGUCUCCAAGCCUCUUGAGCUUCUUGACGCCCCCAAGUUAACCAACGUCGCCCCCAAGAAGACCGAGCAGGCUAAGCCUAAGGCUCCCAAGGCUGCUGCCCCUAAGCCCGCAGAGGAAGAGGAGCCCGCACCUGCUCCCAAGCCCAAGCACCCUCUCGAGGCUCUUCCGCGAUCAGAGUUCGCUCUUGACGACUUCAAGCGCUUCUACUCGAACAAUGACGAGGACGUUUCCUUAAAGUGGUUCUGGGAGAACGUCCCUUUCACCGACUACUCCAUCUGGAAGGUCAAGUACAAGUACAACGAUGAGUUGACAUUGACUUUCAUGUCCAACAACCUGAUUGGUGGAUUCAACACCCGUCUUGAGGGCUCUCGCAAGUACCUCUUCGGCUGUGCCUCCGUGUACGGCGAGAACAACGACUCGGUCAUCGAGGGCGCCUUUGUCAUCCGAGGCGAUCAAUACCUCCCUGUCUUUGACGUCGCUCCCGAUUACGAGAGCUACGAGUUCACUAAGCUGGACCCUACCAAUGCUGAGGACAAGGCCUUUGUCGAAUCCAUGUGGACAUGGGACAAGCCUGUCGUCCACAACGGCAAGGAGUACAAGCACGCUUCCGGCAAGGUCUUCAAAUAA
Daldinia childiae is the source of this 1230-nucleotide messenger RNA. Its product is annotated as Elongation factor 1-gamma 1. The record is from RefSeq and is a predicted model, not a curated record. Gene Ontology annotation, molecular function: translation elongation factor activity. Gene Ontology annotation, cellular component: nucleus; cytoplasm. Gene Ontology annotation, biological process: translational elongation. The transcript is spliced from 4 exons. NCBI's taxonomy places the organism in Eukaryota, Fungi, Ascomycota, Sordariomycetes, Xylariales, Hypoxylaceae. Bases 1 to 1230 code for a protein of 409 amino acids.